This is a messenger RNA of Anopheles bellator, 2297 nucleotides long. Its product is annotated as rubber oxygenase-like. The record is from RefSeq and is a predicted model, not a curated record. Gene Ontology annotation, molecular function: oxidoreductase activity. Lineage: Eukaryota; Metazoa; Arthropoda; Insecta; Diptera; Culicidae. Bases 821 to 2050 code for a protein of 409 amino acids. The transcript has 7 exons.
UAAACCAACAGUUGAUCUGGCGUCCUAAAAUAACUUAUCCAUUUCUAAUAAAAUUGAAUUACACAAACAAAUCAGGUCAGUUAUCGUUUUAUAAAUUCUGUUCAUGCUCCGUUUGCAUUGAACAGUCUCCUUUAUAAUAGGAACAGUUUAAGCUCAAAAUCGGAUUCUCUUGCAUUAAAAAAUCAACCCAACGAAUUAAUGAAUUCGGUUGAUAUUUUUUAACUAAAACACUACUUUUGAUAUUUGAAUACCAAAACUGUGCUUAAAACCUGUGUCGACCUGUUCACUCACAAUAAAUUGCCCACACGCUUGCGACGACAAAAAAUGUCGCUGCUUCAUAUGAAAAAGAAGCACAAUCAUCGUUCUCUGUGUCCCACAGUGCCCGAGCAACACAUCUGAAAUCCUGUGAAGCCUUAUCCCCGACCGUUACCAGCACAACAACGCGAUAGCGGUCGAAGUGGCAUCGUUUGAACUGAUUUCGCAACUCUUCGGCCAAAUUUUCUGCCAAUCGUUUGGCGCGCUUUGCACUGUACUUGUAGUCGCCAAGGUACACUUGCAGAAAGUUGUUCAUCAUCGAUUGCAUUGCCGUGCAGUUGAAAGGAUACUUGGAUUCCAAACGAUAUGAAUUUUGAAAGCGCGGUACCAUAUACUGUAAAAAUCAAACAUAACCAGCGGCAACCCAAAAAAAAGUGCAUUUUAAUUCAAUUACCAUGCUUGUGCGGUCGUGAAGACUUCUCUGGCCACGUAACGACGACAUUGCCGGCCCCAUCAGGCUGGAUAGAAUGAAAACGGAUGAUUUACGCUGAAAUUGUGAUCAUUAAUGCUUAUCUGCCCAAAAAACAUAAGCGAAACAGCGCGGUUCCGAGAAACAGCAGUAAUCCAGCAAUCAAGUAGUCGUGCGCGUUUUCUAUAUUCAAAGUCUUUGUUCAAUAAUCGUUGCAACAGUUAUCUACCGUUCGCGAAAUCGAACUCUUUUUUACUUUUCACUCCGAGAAUGACAACAAACAACAAUGAGCCAAAUACAGCGAAAGAAUCUGAGGCACAAUAUUUACAGAUGCUCGAAAAAGGGGCCAACAUAUCAGUGGACUAUGGGGAAAUUGGGCUUCCGGAGUGGUACGACGAUGCAAAGUAUCGAAGAGCGCAGGAGUUUUUCAAGCGGAACUUCUAUGCGAUGUUCGUAGGCAAACUCUGCGGUCUCUUGGCGAUUGUAGCGGUGCCCACGAUCCUUCGCGUGCUUGUGCACACAAACCAGUCUUCGGAACCGAAAACUGCCUAUCGGCGAUACAUUGCUACAAUCUUUCACACGCUGGAAUGGUAUUACGAGGAGAUGGUACCGUCGUCUCGAGCGUGGAGAUCUGUAACUUACGUGAGAAAAGCACACGCUGGAGUUAGUAGGCACGCUUCCGGCACAAAGCCCGGAAUGAUAAUUUCCCAAAAAGACAUGGCCGUCACGCAGUUCGGUUUUAUUGGCUGCGUUAUAAUCAGCCAUCGAAUGCUCGGUGUGCAGUACGAUCGCGAGGACUUGGAAGCUUUUGUGCACUUCUGGCGAGUGAUAGGACACAUGAUGGGAAUCGAAGAACGGUUUAACGCUUGCACCAAUAGUUUCGAUACAACCGAACAACGUAUGUUAGUCAUCGCGAACGGCAUAUUACGGCCAGCGCUCCUCAACCAUACCGCCCAGUUCGUGGAGAUGGGUAAAGCACUGAUUGAGGGUCUCUGGUGCUUUAAUCCAUUCAUCGAGUUCGACAGCUUCCUUUUUCUAACCAUGCGCCUCAUCAAUAUUCCCGGUUACCAUUACUGGCCCAGUGAUACUGUUCAAUCGGCCCACGAUUUCGAACAAAGUCCCGCUCGAUACGAACAAAUCAAGGGGUACGCUCGUUUUGUUCUGUUUUGCGUCUGCUACAUACAUUCGGUGCUGCUGCCGAUAGCCAUCUUCCGAUGGUAUUUUAACUCGCAGAUGCUGCUGUCUCGCUUCCUGAUCACUUACUUUCCGUUCCUAGCCUUUUAUCAAUUCGGGAUCCAGGAUUCCUACGUUCGUAUUUUAAAAUAAACCCAUGUUACUAAAGAAGUUGGCACGAGCUGUUGUGCUGUUAUGAUGUAAGAGGCUUCCAUCGUAUGUGCAUAUAUAAAUGCAAAAGAGGCUCUUAUCGAGUUAUGAUCGAAAAAGUGAAAUCUUUUUUUUAGUUUUUUGCAAUUUUGCUCGUAAACGAUUGAAUAAUUCAAAAGACAGACUUUUUUCAAAACAAUGAAUCUGGUACCGUUACUCGACGCAAAAUGGCGUUGAUUAUAUUUCAUGU